AUGGGACUCCUCCGCAGCACCUUCACAACCGCCGUUUUGGGCGCAGCAGGCGCCACGUCCGGCUGGGCAUUUUGGACACGAAAUUCCAAAUUCAUCCCUAUGUCACCCUCGGAUCCGAUUUUUUCUAGCUUAGCCUAUAUACGUCAGAACCCUAAUCGUAACCCCGCCAUGCAGGAUUUAUGUCAAAGGAAAGUGACGCUGAGUAAGAUAAAACCGCAUUUACUUGAGAAGGAAGGGAAGUUAGUCGAGGCAUUUUGUGCGGGGGUAUGGGGAGGUUUGGGCUAUGCACCGCAACGCAGCGUUCUCUCUAAAAAGUAUCAAAAUGAAACCACUACAGCGCAUCAACUCUGGAACCGAUCUGAUCUUCAAAACUCUACCUACGAAGUCGGCACUCAGAUCACCGACCACUUUGAAGUGGUUUCCAAAACACCCACAUCUAUUACCGUACGCUGCGGCGAUUCGCCUAUGGUAACUGGGGUGAGGGACAGCGAUGGACUUUUCGAAAUGAAGGCUAGUAUUGAUAAGAAUGAGGGGGUGGCGGUGUUUGAAUUGAAGAGUGUGUUUUUUAAAGGGACGGGGAAGUAUACGGAGAAACCUAUGCCUGAACAUAUAGAGUUUGCACAUAGGUUGUAUACGAAGUUAUGGAUGGAGACGGCGGUGGGAAAUUGUGUAAUGUGA
Messenger RNA from Sclerotinia sclerotiorum 1980 UF-70, 678 nucleotides. RefSeq lists its product as hypothetical. The record is from RefSeq and is a predicted model, not a curated record. The coding region runs from base 1 to 678 and encodes 225 amino acids. NCBI's taxonomy places the organism in Eukaryota, Fungi, Ascomycota, Leotiomycetes, Helotiales, Sclerotiniaceae. The transcript has 2 exons.